This is a messenger RNA of Bubalus bubalis (water buffalo), 1546 nucleotides long. It is a transcript of the gene EVI2B, whose product is annotated as ecotropic viral integration site 2B. Lineage: Eukaryota; Metazoa; Chordata; Mammalia; Artiodactyla; Bovidae. The record is from RefSeq and is a predicted model, not a curated record. Gene Ontology annotation, biological process: positive regulation of neutrophil differentiation; regulation of stem cell division. The transcript has 2 exons. Bases 148 to 1518 code for a protein of 456 amino acids.
ACAGAACCUAUUUCAAUGUGCUAGAGGAUCAUUUUUAAUCUGAACGGAACCACUUUUUGCUUUCUUAGCCAAAGCACCAAAAUGUCCAGUUAGAACAAGAAUUUAGCCUUCUGCAAAAGAAGUUAACAGCCAAGGAAACAUUCUGAAAUGGAUCUCAAGUAUUUCAUCUUAAUUUUGUUUUGUGGACACCUGAAUGAUACUUUUUUCUCAGAGACAGAAGCAACUACAACAGAGAGGCAACCACAAUCUACUUUAUUUAGACCAUCAAUGCCAUAUAUCUCGGUGAAUUCUCAGGGCACGACAGAGAAUCCUUCAAGUCAACCAACACAAUUCAACAACCUAUCUUCUGGACAACCAAUAACAACUGCCAAAAUUGCUGCUGGACAACCAACACCACUUGCCUAUGCUUCUUCUGGGAAACCAGCAGCACAUACUUCUCCUGGACAACCACUUGUCUAUAAUGUCACCAGAAAAACAAUACAAAUAGCCAACACCUCCUCCCAAGGAACAGCACUGCCUGUGUUUACCUCUGCCAUACAGCUAUCACCAUCUGCCUAUUCUUCUACCAGACAAUCACCACCAUCAGUUUCUACUCCUACUCAACAACCAUCAUCUACCCACACCUCUUCCAGGAAAUCAAUAUCCCCGACUGUUCAUAAUAUAUCCAUACAACCAACACCAACUGUCAAAAGUUCACCUAGGAAGACACCAGGAUUCAACUUCGAAUUUAGCCGUACAACAAAUAUCCCAAAGGAAGCCAAUUAUGCUUAUUCAAUACCAGCCAUAUUAAUUGGUGCAAUUCUGACUACUAUGUUGGUAGUUGUACUCAUGAUUGUAUUAUGGCAAUGUUUGCGAAAACCAGUGUUAAAUGAUCAAAAUUGGGCAGGUAGGUCUCCGUUUGCUGAUGGCGAAACCCCUGACAUAUGUUUGGAUAACAUUAGAGAAAAUGAAGCAUUCCCAAAACGUUCAUCAAUUAUUUCACUUAUGGUCUGGAAACCAAGCAAAAGUGCACUUUUAGCAGAUGACUUAGAAAUUAAGUUGUUUGAAUCAAAGGAAAACACUGAAGAUUCUAACAAUCCCAAAACAGAGAGAAUAAAAGAUCAGGCAAAUGGUACAUCAGAAGACAGUGGUGAUGGAUCAACAAUCGGCACGGCUGUUUCCUCUUCAGAUGACGCAGAUCUGCCUCCACCACCUGCUUCCCUUCUUGAUACCGAAGGACAGGAGGGGAACAAAUCCGAAAAACCCACGAUGAUAACUGAAUCUCCGCAUCCAAACGAUUCUGCCAAUCUCCCAGCAUCUCUAGAUUGUCUCAAUCAAAUCUCUGAACAUCACAAUUCUGAAUCCAAACAGUCAUUUCCACCUCCCCCUGACUCAUUUAACUUGACUGUGCCACCAGGAGAUUUUAUGAAAAACCAGGAAGAUUGCAACAAUGAGAUCCAAUGUCAGGAAUUUCCUAUUCCUCCUGACUUUGAUCAAGAUCUCAUUGAAUCUCUGCCACCCCCACCUGCAGAACUGUAAUAAAUAUUACUACUUGCUUUUAAACUGA